GCGCUCAUCCUCAACUGACACACAGCAACUUUUCCGGUUGGACUCAGUGGAGACGUGGCUCUGUUUCCUUAUUACGAGUCAAGCUAGCUGUUAAACAGACCAUACGUCUUUACUUAGACAUCUUCAGUUUAAAACAACUCGACAGUGUCCGGCACUGAGGCCGUAGAGGGAUCGUCGUGUGAAAGGGAGCAGAAAUGGUGCUCUUGGCAGCGGCGGUGUGCACUAAGGCUGGUAAAGCCGUAGUGUCACGACAGUUUGUAGAGAUGACUCGAACCCGUGUUGAGGGCCUGCUGGCUGCCUUUCCCAAACUCAUGAACACUGGGAAACAGCACACUUUUGUGGAAACCGAAAGUGUGCGCUACGUUUACCAGCCCUUAGAAAAACUUUAUAUGGUUCUCAUAACUACUAAAAACAGCAACAUUCUGGAGGAUUUGGAGACCCUGAGGCUUUUUUCCAGAGUGAUCCCUGAAUAUUGCCGUGUGCUGGAGGAGUCGGAGGUCUCAGAGCACUGUUUUGAUCUCAUAUUUGCAUUUGAUGAAAUCGUAGCCCUGGGCUACAGGGAGAACGUUAAUCUGGCACAGAUUCGCACUUUUACGGAGAUGGACUCGCACGAGGAGCGGGUUUUCCGGGCGGUUAGAGAGACUAAAGAAGGAGAAGCUCGGGCUGAGAUGAAACGGAGGGCCAAAGAGCUGCAGCGAGCAAGACAAGAUGCUGAACGAAUGGGGAAAAAAUCUCCGGGCUUUGGAGGUUUUGGAAAUUCAAGCAUGAGCAGUGUCACGUCUUCUUCCAUCAUCACAGACAUGAUAGAACCGGAAAAACCAAAAGUGGCUCCUGCUCCAGUCAGGCCGAGUGGUUCGAAUAAAGCACUGAAGCUGGGUGUCAAAGGAAAAGAAGUGGAUUACUUUGUAGACAAACUGAAAUCAGAAGGAGAAAAUAUUCUUACAUCCAGUGCAGGAAGGAAAGCAUCAGAUGCAUCUAAAGUCCUUCAGCCUCCAGUGAACACAGAGAGUGUACAUCUCAGGGUGGAGGAAAAGAUAUCACUCACUUGUGGCCGGGAUGGUGGACUGCAGACCAUGGAAGUUCUGGGAAUUAUGACUCUGAAAGUCACAGAUGAGAAAAAUGGACGCAUUUCUAUACUGAUCAACAACAAUGAUAAAAAGGGAGCCCAGCUACAGACUCACCCACAUGUUGAUAAGAAGUUGUUCACCACAGAGUCUUUGAUUGGGCUUAAAAACCAGGAUAAGUCAUUUCCUCUCAACACUGAUUUGGGAGUUAUCAAGUGGAGGUUACAAACCACAGAGGAGUCUCUAAUCCCUUUAACAAUUAACUGCUGGCCUUCAGAAAACGGAAGUGCCUGUGAUGUCAAUAUCGAGUAUGAACUGCAGGACGAGGCCCUUGAACUCAACGAUGUCGUCGUUGCUAUUCCAGUGCCGUCAGGAGUGGGUGCUCCUGUGGUCGGUGAUCUGGAUGGUCAGUAUAACCACGACAGCCGGAAAAACAUGCUGGAGUGGUCUCUUCCCGUUAUUGAUGAGAAGAACAAGACUGGAAGCCUGGAGUUCAGUAUAGCAGGCAGACCCAGUGACUUCUUCCCAAUCAAUGUUUCAUUUGUCUCCAAGCGAAACUUUUGUGAUAUUCAGGUGGCCAAGGUUACACACGUAGAAGGAGGCCAUCCAGUCAAGUUCUCAACUGAGACAUCGUUUGUUGUGGACAAAUAUGAGAUCCUGUAAAUGUUUACAGAAGGAAGAAACUUGUUUAAACCAGCCAGCGUAAUGAUUCAGAGACCAAGCUGUACAUUAACAGAACUCUCAAAACAUCUUCUGAAAUGUGAUGCAGUGUUUCUUUAUUAAUGUUUGACUGAGAAAGGUAAAUAAUCUGUUUAUAUCAACUGGAUAUUCGGCUGUUCAAUACUAUGUGAGCCUAUCGGCAAAGACGAAGGAGAUUAAAAUACAGCCUUGCACCUGUAGACAUCAAGGUAAGAUCGGAUUUGCAUACCACAGCAGGUGUACAAUGAGACGGAGGGUGUUUAAAGCCGCCUCCACCGAUCAGAAUAAGAGCUCAAUACUUGUACACAUCUUGUUGCAUGAUUAAACUUUAUAUUUAUAGUUUUGUGA
Messenger RNA from Misgurnus anguillicaudatus (oriental weatherfish), 2111 nucleotides. It is a transcript of the gene arcn1b, whose product is annotated as archain 1b. Gene Ontology annotation, cellular component: COPI vesicle coat. NCBI's taxonomy places the organism in Eukaryota, Metazoa, Chordata, Actinopteri, Cypriniformes, Cobitidae. The record is from RefSeq and is a predicted model, not a curated record. Gene Ontology annotation, biological process: retrograde vesicle-mediated transport, Golgi to endoplasmic reticulum; endoplasmic reticulum to Golgi vesicle-mediated transport; Golgi localization.